AUGACUGUUCAAGAGAUGGCGCCUGUUCUCGAGAACAAGUAUCCUCGUCGUGGAGAUCGCCUGCAGGAGGAGCCAUCGGCCAAAAAUGCUCAAGGCUUGUUCCCCCCAGAUGCUUGUAUCUUUGUUGGAAACUUAUCCACGAAGGUUGCUGCGGAGGCAAUGACGGAAGACUUGAAGAACGCGUUCACCGUCUAUGGUCCGUGUCAUGUUAAGAUUAAACAGGAUAAGAAAAAAGGUCUUCCAGGUGCAUUUGUGCAGUUUGAGCAAGUGGAACAUGCAAAUGCAGCACUGAAUCCUGAUGAACGUAUCACUUUGCAUGACCGGUGGCUACGCAUCGAAAGAGCCAAAGGAAGAAGAACCGCUUGUCUUGGUCUCCGCUCUGGAGCCCCCAUCACACAGCAAGAUAUCUCAUCUGCACUGAGUGAUCGGGGUCAUCUGGAGUUCUACUGCAUCGAAUCGUUCCCAACAGGACCUCACACAUGGACGUGGAUCUGUAAAGUCACAUUUGCCUACGUGGACGACUGCAGAGACGCCAUCAAGUACUUCCAAAAAGAUUCAAAGUACUACCUCAGUCUUCUCGACAUGGACGGUAGCCCCCUGGCUCCUAACGUAGGGCGUCCUCUCCCUCUCCGUCCCAGGGCCAACAGCUCCUCUCAGCCAUGGCGCAACAAUAACCACAGCAACCAAAAUGGUCAAAACGGUCGAAACGGUCAUCCACGGUACAACAAGCCAUAUCGCAAUGGCAACGGACCCAGCCGGGGUGGCUAUCGUGGACCUCCCAGAUAUCCCAACCAACAAGCCCUGCAGGAGAAUAUUCAUCCUCCUCACUUCAAUGGCGAGUUCCCCGUUCCUCAGUUCCGUGGAGACAUGCCCCCGCCUCAUCUCCGAGGUGGUUGCCCUAACCCUCCUUACUGGGGCCAUGGUAUGCCUUACAACAAUGACCCGCAUCCAUCAUUCUAUCCUCCUCCGCCGCAUCACCCCAUGAACGGGUUUGGCAAUCCCCCAUUCAUUAUGAAUGGCCCACCGAGAUAUGAUCAUCCCAAUCUCCUCCCACCUCCAGAAAUGUAUAACCCUGGUAUGCCCAACGGGCCUUUGAUCGUCAACGGUCAGCCGCCAUAUGGUGGCCCUAACCCGGCGUUUUAUCCCGAGUUCUUCACACCUGAGAGUGCUUUCAUGAGCCCACCGUCCAGUGUCUCGAGUCAGCCCGGUGGCUACUUUCCACCGCAGCCCUACACUGAGCCUUAUAUGCCCGGUCCCCAUCCCGACUACCUGGUUCCGCCGAGUGCUCCAAUCAAAAUUACACCACCGCCGACGGAGAAGACUCAAGUGGUCGAGGAAAAGGCCACUGACAAUGGAGGCGAUGAUGAAGUCACCGAGACAGGAAGUAUAGAGAAGUUGCUCGAACGCAUGACAGUAGAGCAGGCACCGAAGCUCAUCCGCGUCUAUGACUCUGACACGGAGUCCGAUGGCGAAGCAGAUGAAGACAAAGUUCCGGUACCAAUUCCGGCAUCAACUGUUGAGCACGAUUCCCGCAAACAUACCGUUACAAUUCUUGACCCAGUCAAAGAAGAAGACGAAGAAUCAGCUGUUGAGAAAGCACAUGACACACAAAGUUCGGAGCAAACUGCCGUUUCAGGACCUUCAUCAGAGGAUCAAGCAUCCACGCCGAGUCAUUCAUGCUCUCGCUCUCGAUCUUGCUCUCCUCCUUCUCGUGUCCCAUUUGAAGUGCCUUCCAAGUCUUCUCCAAAGGCUGCCUGCCAGAACAUUCACGCUGUUGGUGGAAAGACCAUCGCGGAGUAUGUACGAUCCAUGGUGGAAGCACGGCAGCAGGAUAACAUUGAUGAGACCUUCGAUGAGAGUUUGGUCCGAGAGGUUAUUCUGUCACUGGAACUGGAGAUGCAGCAAGAGAAAGAGCUGGAAAUCGCAGAGGAAAUCGCAGAGGCAGAUAAGAAGAAAGAGCAGGGCAAGGAAAGGUCUGUGAUUAACCGUGGAUCCAGCUCCUCGCGAAGCUGUUCAUUGACAAGGACCUGUUCGGUCAAGUCUAUUUAA
Penicillium verhagenii is the source of this 2049-nucleotide messenger RNA. RefSeq lists its product as uncharacterized. The coding region runs from base 1 to 2049 and encodes 682 amino acids. Gene Ontology annotation, molecular function: RNA binding. The record is from RefSeq and is a predicted model, not a curated record. NCBI's taxonomy places the organism in Eukaryota, Fungi, Ascomycota, Eurotiomycetes, Eurotiales, Aspergillaceae. The transcript is spliced from 5 exons.